CCUAAAACACAAAACUCAUCCCAUGUGAUUGGUUGUGGCUCAGCAUGCUCUAUUGUGCCCCGGGGCCGUUUGUUCGCCUAGUUUCCGACACACAAACAAAACUUUCCUGUCAGCCUGGGCAAUAUUGGGCUCCGGAGUGCUUUGACAACCCCCUUGUAAUAUUGGAAUCUCUGACUUUUUCUCUAAAGGGAUAAUAAAGAAAAACAGAGAGAACAGAAGAGAGAGGACAGAAAAGAGAUGACAGAAGAGAGAGGACAGAAGAGAAACAGAUCAGUCAUGUCAGGUGUGCUUGGCAGGAUGUACAGCUUCAUGGGCGGUGGGUUGUUCUGCGCUGGAGUCGGGAACAUACUCCUUAUUAUCUCCACAGCAACCGAUUACUGGAUGCAGUACCGUCAAUCCAACAACUAUAUGCAUCAGGGCCUGUGGCGCUACUGUGUGCCUGGGAAAUGCAUGACACACACAGAUAGCAUUGCGUACUGGGAUGCCACCCGUGCCUUUAUGAUCCUCUCCCUGCUGGCCUGCUUCAUUGGCAUCGUGAUCGGCGUCAUGGCUUUCAUACGCUCCUCCUCCUUCAGUGGGUUUGACAAGACCUUUGCUGCCGGCAUCCUCUUCUUCAUCUCCUGCUUUUUUGUGCUGCUGGCAAUGGCUGUGUACACUGGGGUGACUGUGAAUUACUACGGGAAACGAUACGGGAACUGGCGUUUCUCCUGGUCCUACAUCAUGGGUUGGGUAGCAGUGGUCCUCACCUUCUUCUCAGGCAUCUUCUACAUGUGUGCCUACAGGAUGCAUGAAUGCCCAAGAAACUCCAACUCACGCUGAUCUGACAAAAACACACAGUUCACACCUGGGUUUACACACCUAACUACGUAAUUUCCUGUUUAGCUGACCACUAUUGAAUAAGCAUAAUAAAAAGGGUAAAACCAA
Messenger RNA from Oncorhynchus gorbuscha (pink salmon), 924 nucleotides. RefSeq names its product lens fiber membrane intrinsic protein-like. NCBI's taxonomy places the organism in Eukaryota, Metazoa, Chordata, Actinopteri, Salmoniformes, Salmonidae. Gene Ontology annotation, molecular function: structural constituent of eye lens. The transcript is spliced from 6 exons. Gene Ontology annotation, cellular component: plasma membrane. The coding region runs from base 238 to 819 and encodes 193 amino acids. The record is from RefSeq and is a predicted model, not a curated record.